This is a messenger RNA of Portunus trituberculatus (swimming crab), 4233 nucleotides long. RefSeq lists its product as uncharacterized. Gene Ontology annotation, molecular function: protein binding. The coding region runs from base 139 to 1566 and encodes 475 amino acids. The transcript has 4 exons. The record is from RefSeq and is a predicted model, not a curated record. NCBI's taxonomy places the organism in Eukaryota, Metazoa, Arthropoda, Malacostraca, Decapoda, Portunidae.
GGUGGGCAUGGGGGCAGCGAGUCUCGGUGUAAUUAUGGCGAGAUGUCUUGUGUUGGUGUGGAGUGAAUGCCUCUCAAACAUGACGAGUUUACCGCUAAAAUGGAUUAAAAAGGGAAAAUAUUAACUACCAGGACGAAGAUGGUAGGAAGAGGGUGGUGGGUGCUGGUGUGGACCGUGUGUGCUGGCUGGACAGUGUGUUUAGUGUGUGGGGGGUUGACCUGCCAGCCUGGGCAGGAGUUCUUCAGUGGCCGGCACGGGCAGUGUGUGCCAUGUACACGUUGCCAUGACCCUCAGGUGGUCAUGAUACCCUGCUACGUGUUCCAGGAUGCAGUGUGUGCCCCAGUGGCGCAGAUUGUCCCAAACUGGUCGCAGCCCGGUCAGCCCCAGCCCCCCAUCACCCUCUCCACGUCACCCCCUCCACACACCAGGGAUGCCCGCACCCGUGGCAGACACAAGGUUGGCAUUCCAAGUGACAGAAGUGAGUCAGAAACAAUGUCUGACAUUCAGGGAAAAUCUCACAGCAAUAAAUCUGCUCCUAGAAAAAAUAAUAUCCGUGCCCAGGACGGUACCACACUUCUGGCCAGAAAUGACUCGAAGAAAAACAGUAAGAAACACCCUCGGCACAACCACCACCAUAGACACAGGCAGGACCUCAGGCCUCAGAACCGGUCUAUUGAGUCACAGACUGAGGAGUCCAAGGUGAAUAGUGUAAUCCUUCAUGAAAAGAGUGGUGCUAAUGAUGCUCUGGACCAGCCGCCCAUCAAUGACAACACAGGCAUUCUGAGCAGAAACAGUGAUGAUAUUGAGUCAGCAGUCAGAGAUGACAGUAUUGUUGCUAAUAGUAUUGAUAAGACAGAGGAAAGUGACUUGGAGCAGCCUGAGGAUGGAAGUUGGAAAGAAACGUUUUUCUUUGCCAUCAUCAUCAUUAUCAGCAUCUGCCUCGUUGUGGUCACCAUUGUCACACUGAGUCACUCGAGGAAUAUUCUAACACGCCGGAAGCUGAAAAGAGUAUAUGAUGGAGUUCCAUCUGAAAGCACUGGGGAGGCAAGAGUAAUGCAGCAGCUACUGCCAUCAGCACAUAAUGGCACAACCCCUGUGGUGGCCACCAGGGGCACUGUGACUUACAUCAGGGCCACCUCAGCCAACUCCACUCCCUCCUCCCCCACCAUCACCACCACCACCGCUGCCAUGAGUCUGGAAACUCAGCGAACAUCUGGUCAAGUCUACCCAAUAAAUCCUUUCACCAUGGACAGAUUACUAGAACAGCGUAGAGUGCUGGGCCCUGCUUCAUCUGUGGACACCAAUCUGUACAUUGAAAGUUGGCAGCAGCAGGACAGCCAGCCUGCAGGACACAUGGCCCUUGUCACACCUGGCCAGUGCAUACCCCUGCCUCUGCGAGGGUCGGUGUCUGCCUGCCCCAGUCCUGCACCUGUUCGGAGCUACCGCACUGGACCAGCCUCAGCUUCAGCGAGUCCCACAGUCUCCAUCAGAGGACUAAACAUCACCCGAGGACAUGUGCGUGGAGGCCUGGCAGUGUCAGGAGGUGGGGGAGGAGGGUGUUCUUGAGGGAGGGUUCCUUUGUGACUGUGGGAACCUGUUGACUCAAGACAUUCUUGGGAUCAGCUCCCUUAAGUGCUGGCUCACUCCCAUGCAUUUACUGUGAAGGUGCUACAAUGUGGUGAUGACGCAGCAUGUGACAGUGGCAUGCUGGCCGCUGCGCGCUGAACACAUGCAUGUCCCUGUGCCAUGCUUGUAUAAGUUUAGCAAUGCAUUGUAAACUUGUUAAGGAAGAAUGGUUCUUGCAAAGUGAUGUUUGAACCAAUAAUUUUUUUCCUGCUUAUUAUAACAUCAGCACUGGAAAGACAAGCAAAGUAAUAAUACAUUCCAUCUCAUUAAGAUUUUGAUAUAUUGUACAAUACAUGAUUAGUUUAAUGAACUUUUGUAAUUCUGUAUAUAUGUAUACUACUAUAUUUAUGAGAUGUAUAUAGACAACAAAUUUGUGUGCCAGUCUUUUGAUAAUUCAUUGAAUGAAAACAUGUUUACAAUCAGCUCAAGUUGAAGGCUAGCUCUGUGCUGCUCAAGAGUCAGUUUGUAGGUAAACCUCAGAGGAAAACAGCUCGUCCUGAGAGUCAGAAUGAACAUGUAUGACUUCUUACUGACUUUAAUGGGUAUACAUGUUCUUAGUGCCAUAUUGGGUGUUCCCAAGCUGACAUUGUGUGCCAUAAUGUUUUAGUGAAGUGUUGGAAGGUGCUUAAUGUAACAUAAACAAGAGUAAUGUUAAUGAACAAAAUCUUCAAAGGAGAUAUUUCUUCUCAUCCACUUUGACAUCUACGUACACCUGAUAUUCACCCGGUAAUGAAGAUGAGGCUACUGGCUGAGGUGUGCUACAACACACAGACCGUCUGUGUUUGGCGUCUGCCUCCAGGAUGUGUACACACUGCCAUUACCAUGACUAAAAUGCAACCCGUUAUUUAUGAAAAUUCACACUAUCAUCAUCAUCAUCAUCAUCAUCAUCAUCAAAAUCAUCAUCAUUGUUAUCACUGUCAUCAUCAUCAUCAUCAUCAUUGUAAAUUUCAGAGGCCAGCCUGUUGUCAACUGGUGGCAGCUCCUAAAGCAGCUUUCCUGGUCUGCUCUCAAGACCUCACAUCUUUGGUAUACACUACCUGCAACUGUUGCUUUUCUCUGGAAAAUAAUUAACAUACUUCAUCCAGUUAUUUUUAUCACUUCUGCAUUGCUAAACUAAUGUAAUCUUCUCAUCCUCAUCACCUCACCCAUGACUUACUCCCAAGUCUGCCCAUUAACACCUUACCCUUGGGGCGCCACUCACUAGCUUAGCUCAUCCACAUCACCGUGCCUCAGCUCACCUUGGCCUCUUGACUUGCAUCACUCCCACACGCAGUGUAGUUCAUAUUUCGUGAGGCAGGGAACUUGUUUUAUGAAAAUGUAUCUCUAUGAACUUAUUCCAUCCUUUCACAACUCUUGUCCGAGAGUUUAAAGAAAAGUUUCCAGUGAUGUUGAGUAUGAAUUGAGUAGAACGCAUUUAUAUGUUGACAUCUUAUGAUGAUAUUUAGUCUGAGAGAUGGAUGUUUGUCGGUAUACAUCUGAUGUGCAGCUAUGCUUUCUUCCAAGUUACUUGUGAUGCUGAUGUGAAGCAACUUGCUGCCUCAAAUAUCAACACUGAAGGUUGUAUGUACUUAAAGCCCUUUGAAAACUCCAGCCUUGAAAAUAAUGUUGAUGUUACAAGUAUUUUUCUACCUUGAUACUAUAUAUAUAUUUUUUUUCAGUAGUCGUUCAGUCAUAGCACUUAAGAUAGAAUUUUUAUAUGAAUCUUAGGCAAUAAUGUCUUUAUUUACUGAGGGAGAGAAUUUGCUCAUUAAAUGUAAUCAAAUUACCUGGUUUAAGUAUGCUACAUGAUGUUACAUUCCCUAGUCACAUGUACCUCUAGAAGUAGACACUGAUUACUGUAGUAGAUUCAAGAGAACUUCACCUAAUUAAUUUUUGUACUUAGGUAAGAAAAUAUUUUGGCUAUUAACAAAUCUGUAUGGAAAACUCAGUAUGUAUUUUGAUGACAAAGUAUUAUAUUUGUAUUGACUGACAAGUAUUAGAGGCAUAAAAGUGUUAUUGGCUCCCAGCACUGCUCUUCCCUCCCCUCCUCAACUCUGAAGCAAGCUUGUACCACACAGCUGUAUGUCUGUGGCGUGUUCUGGGGCCAGCUGUUCUGGGGCUGAAAGUAAAUUUUUGCAGUGGGUGAUGUUCAGUCAUCAGAACAAAAAGUGGGAGUACACUUUCAAACAAGGGAAGUAUUGGCAAAUCCCUUCUAAAUUUGAGUGUGCACGGAAGAUUACAUUUGUAACCCAUGCAGUGAGGUGGGGCAGGGUGGGUGGUGGUGACACCUGGCAUGGGUGCUCUGGUCAUCCUCUUAGUGAGGACAGGGUGAAAGAAAUCUUGGUAAGCUACACAUGAUUACCAAGACCUGUGAAAAUGUAUGGUAUUCUCCAUGUAAUUAGCCGUUUUGUUCUAUCAUUGAUAAAUCAUUGCUCAUAUUUAUUAAUUUGAUUUUUUUGCAUGCAGCAAAAUCCAAACACUUAUGUUCAGUGACAAACUUUUCUUUUUAUGUGUAUCCUAUACUUGUUAUCUGGAUUAAACUUACAUAUCACUUAUAUGCAAUAACUUGAAUCUCACAACUGAACUUGUAUUUUUCUUAAAAUGUAAGAAUAAAGUUUUUUAUUUCAA